Molecule: messenger RNA, 2158 nt
Organism: Labrus mixtus (cuckoo wrasse)
Lineage: Eukaryota; Metazoa; Chordata; Actinopteri; Labriformes; Labridae
Gene: prdm12b
Product: PR domain containing 12b
Exons: 6
Coding region: 815-2014 (399 amino acids)
Biological process (GO): neurogenesis
Cellular component (GO): nucleus
Molecular function (GO): histone methyltransferase binding
Source: RefSeq, a predicted model, not a curated record
UAACCCAAUAAUUGCAUUCUGUAUUAUUUACUGGUAUCUUAUAGCCUACUUUGUCAUUUUCUGAUAAUUUUGGAUAUACUUUGUAGAUUAUUCAAAGUAGUAUACUAACGUAUAUUCUGAAUAAUCAUAACUCUAAGUGUUGAUGUGCUUAAUUCUUAAAUUACAAUACUUUUGUACCUACCCUAGACUUCUACAUUUUGGUCUUUCUACUCCUUUUUGAAUGUAAAGAUUCUGACCUCACAUUGGAACUUCUUGCUUACUACAUUCUUCAACCAUCUUACUGAUUAUGUUUCUGCUUCUUCUUCGUUUUUGCUUCAGAGAAAAUCCAAACAUCAUGAACCGCGACCGGGUCUGUAUGUCUGCUGGUCUGCGGUCUCUUUUUGUUUUCUUAUUAAGUCCUAAUUGAGUGUCUCUAUGGUGUCACGAGCCUGAGCUAAACGGAGCAAAAGCGCGUGCAGCGCAGACACACAUGCACGCACAUACAUUCGCACACUGCUCCUCCUCUCUUUAUAGAGAUGUAGGAGGAGGUGAUUACAGAGUCUAUAAAGACCCUCACCCUCUCUGUAAGCUUUAUUUCAGCUCCUCAGAACUUCUGUUAGCACUUUAAUAUUUUCUUGGUUUAAACUUAGUCCUAUUUUAACAAUAGAAAAACACAAACAACUUGCAGCCACCUUGGAUUGUUUUAUUUUUAAGUUCAAAAGAAAAAGUGGAGAUUUUAUUGCAGAAUAUCCCUAUUUUAGGACUUUUAAAACUUUAGUUCUCCUGGUGGCCCAGCUCCUCCCUUGCCUCGGUUCUCCUUCCUCUGGUCCCCGCCAUGGGCUCCGUUCUGCCCGGCUCCUCUCUGGGCCUGAAGCCGGGCUUCAAGCCGCAGCAGCAGCCGCUCUCUCUGGCGGAAAUCAUCACCUCGGACAUCUUGCACAGCUUCCUGUACGGCCGCUGGAGGCACGUGCUAGGCGAGCAGCAUCACCACCACGCGUCCCACCAGCAUCACCUGCAGCUCGAGGACCGCACCGCCCCGAGCGCGAGCCCCAAGACCGCGUUUACCGCUGAGGUGCUCGCGCAGUCCUUCUCCGGAGAGGUGCAGAAGUUGUCCAGUCUGGUUUUGCCCAGCGAGGUGAUCAUCGCUCAGAGUUCAGUCCCAGGUGAAGGUUUGGGAAUUUUCUCUAAAACAUGGAUUAAAGCAGGAACAGAGAUGGGACCAUUCACCGGACGCCUGAUCUCCCCUGAACACAUCGACCUGUAUAAGAACAACAACCUUAUGUGGGAGGUGUUUAACGAGGAUGGCACGGUUCGGUAUUUCAUCGAUGCGAGUCAGGAGGAUCAGAGGAGCUGGAUGACGUACAUAAAGUGUGCGAGGAACGAGCAGGAGCAGAACCUGGAGGUGGUUCAGAUUGGCAGCAGCAUCUUUUACAAGGCUGUGGAGACGAUUCCUCCGGAUCAGGAGCUGCUGGUCUGGUACGGAAACUCCCACAACACCUUUCUGGGAAUCCCUGGAAUUCCAGGAGGAGAUGAAGAACAGAGCAAGAAGACCAAGAGUGAUGAGUUCCAUACCUGUGAAGGCUCCUCUUCUACCUCCUCCUCCUCCUCCUCCUCCUCCUUGUCCUCCUCUUCGUCCUCCUCUAGUUUGGGUCGUAUGCGCUGUGUGAUCUGCCACCGCGGAUUCAACUCCCGCAGCAAUCUGCGCUCUCACAUGCGCAUCCACACGCUCGACAAACCUUUCGUCUGCCGCUUCUGCAACCGGCGCUUCAGCCAGUCGUCCACACUGAGGAACCAUGUGAGGUUGCACACCGGGGAGCGUCCUUACAAGUGCCACGUCUGCCAGUCGGCGUACUCACAGCUGGCCGGGCUGAGGGCGCACCAAAAGAGCGCCCGGCAUCGGCCCACUGGAGAUGGAGGGGCUGCAGGAGGGAGCGUGGUUGUCCACUCGGCCCACUCUCCUCCUCACCCACCACAGCUGACAGCCAUGCCUCACCCUGCGUCACUGGUUCACCAUAUUCCAACCAUGGUGCUGUGAAAAAGACCGAACCCACAGACAAAAAAAACACACUCACUCACACACACACACACACACUCACACACACACACACACACACACACACACACACACACGCACACACACACACACACACACACACACACACACACAGAAAGACAGACA